AUGAAGCUAGCUUUGAACCUUGCCUUGGCUGUCGCAGCCCUGAUCUCGACCUCCUUCGUCGCCGCUGACCAGACUUCCACACAUCAUGCUGGACACAAGCGUGCUGCUCCUGGUGCUCAUUGGACUUACGGACAAGACAAUGCUGGCCCACAGCACUGGGGCGCGCUCGAUCCCCUCUACGGUACUUGCGGCACCGGCAAGGAACAGUCCCCUAUUGACGUUGCCAUCGGUGCGCCCUUCGUCGCACUCCAAAAGAAGCCCUUCUCGGCCCUGAACUACUCGCCCCUUCGCAACGUCCUUUGUGGAUAUGACAGCCACACCGUCAAAUGCGAAUGGAACUCGACCGUGACCGCGCCUAACAAGAACUCGAUCGUCAUCAAGGACAAGACCUACAACCUCCUCCAAUUCCAUUUCCAUUCACCCAGCGAGCAUCGCGUCAACAACCAUUUUGCGGACGCAGAACUUCAUCUCGUUCAUCAGGCUGAGGAUAAGUCAUUGGCUGUUGUUGGUGUGUUGCUUGAGGUUCAGGCGAACAGCAACCCGUUCUUUGAGUGGGUCGUUAAGCUUGACAAGAAGGUUGACCAGCUCGAGCAUGGACAUGGGUUCCUCGUCAAGGAUCCCGUCUCGGGUGAGCCUGUACCUGGAGAGGAGCAGGUCAAGUACAAGAUCGACAAGGUCGAUUUCUCUCCUUUGCUCAAGGCCACGGGCAAGUUCACGCCCCGUUGGGAGUACGAGGGCAGUUUGACGACCCCUCCCUGCACUGAGGGCGUUGCUUGGAACGUUGUCAGGACCUCUGUUGGAUUGGGACUGAAGCAAUUUGAUGCCUUGGUCGAUCUCGAGUCCUACAACUCGCGCUUUAUUCAGGACCGCCCUACGAAGGAGGGCAAUUAA
Molecule: messenger RNA, 891 nt
Organism: Gamsiella multidivaricata
Lineage: Eukaryota; Fungi; Mortierellomycota; Mortierellomycetes; Mortierellales; Mortierellaceae
Product: alpha carbonic anhydrase
Exons: 2
Coding region: 1-891 (296 amino acids)
Molecular function (GO): carbonate dehydratase activity; zinc ion binding
Source: RefSeq, a predicted model, not a curated record